This is a messenger RNA of Lentinula edodes (shiitake mushroom), 622 nucleotides long. RefSeq lists its product as uncharacterized. The transcript is spliced from 2 exons. Lineage: Eukaryota; Fungi; Basidiomycota; Agaricomycetes; Agaricales; Omphalotaceae. The record is from RefSeq and is a predicted model, not a curated record. Bases 61 to 444 code for a protein of 127 amino acids.
ACAGUUCACAUACAGCAUUUCCAUCGUUUUAUAGAUGAACUCACUGAGCGUGGCGUGGAUAUGAGUAAGGUGAAAAUAAGCAAAGCUGAAGCUGCUCUUUGGGGAAUCGAGCAUAUCGGAAAAUGGAAAAAGAAACAAAGUCACUUGAAGGAGGCGGGCAAAGAACGCAUUGCAAAAGCGGGCCACGCAAUCGUCGACACGCUAAAGAUGAGUGACCUCAGCUGGAAGCGAGAGAUUGUGGAAGGUAAGAAAUGGCAGGAAGACCAAGCUCCCGCAAUUCCCGACCUGCCUGAAAAGGGCCCUUCGCAAAGCCCGGGGCAAGAAAGUAUUUCAUCCGACCGUGUUGGUGAUGCAGAGCAAGAGGCAGAAUAUAUAUCUGCGUCAAACCCUGCCCCGCACACUGAACAUGAAAGCCCAGGGAAAGUUCUUUUGGAGGAGGCAUAGGUGCUCAUAGGAGCAAUUCCCUUUCUUUUUCACCAAGUUCCGAACUAUACCAUCCUCAUGUUACUCACCUUAUGUACUGCAUCUUCUCAUUGUAACUGUCAUUGUCAUACAUAUCCCAAGGCGAAACGGGCAGACUGAGCGCCUCAGUGUCACGAGUUAAAACGUAGAGGAGGGGAAU